UCCGGGCCUGCGCCCGCGGAAGCCGGAAGCGGUGGCUGUGGCGGCGCCGGCGUGGGGCGCAGGAGCGGAACGCCGCGACCUGGGGCUCCUGAACCCAGUGAUGGAGCCCGUCCCUACGGUGGCGCCGCGGAGGUCGUCGUUGCUGCGGUGGCUGCCGUUAGUGCCGCUGCUGUGGGCGAGGCUGGCCCUGGGCGCGCUCCCCUUCGCCGGCAGCCCGCACGGGGUCUUUGCGGACCUCUGGUCGGAGCCGCGGUUGCUGGAGGUGGAGGACCUGACCCUGUCCCUGAUGCGGGGUGGCGCUCUGGGGCCGCUGUCGCUGCCUCCGGACCUGCCGGAUCUGGAUCCCGAAUGCCGGGAGAUGCUGCUGGACUUCGCCAACAGCAGCGCAGAGCUGACCGGGUGUCUGGUGCGCAGCGCUCGGCCCGUGCGCCUUUGUCAGACCUGCUACCCGCUCUUCCAACUGGUCGCCGGCAAGAUGAACAACAUCAGCCGCGCCGUGGGGAAUACUUCAGAAAGUCAGAGCUGUGCCAGAAGUCUCUUGAUGGCAGAUAGAAUGCAGAUAGUUGUCGUUCUCUCUGAGUUUUUUAAUACCACAUGGCAGGAGGCAAACUGUGCAAAUUGUUUAACAAACAACAGUGAAGAAUUGUCAAACACUACAGUAUCUUUCCUCAACCUGUUUAAUCAAACCUUGACCUGCUUUGAGAGUAACCUUCAGGGGAGCACACACAGUCUUCUACCACCAAAAAACUACUCAGAGGUGUGCAAAAGCUGCCGUGAAAAAUACAAAAAUCUAAGUAGUCUGUACAGUGAAAUGCAGAAAAUGAAUGAACUUGAGAAUAAGGCUGAGCCAGGAACGCAUUUGUGCAUCGACGUGGAAGAUGCGAUGAACAUUACUCGGAAACUUUGGAGUCGAACUUUCAACUGCUCGGUCCCGUGCAGCGACACCGUGCCUGUGAUCGCGGUCUCUGUGUUCAUCCUCUUCCUCCCCGUCGUCUUCUACCUUAGUAGCUUUCUUCACUCAGAGCAAAAGAAACGCAAGCUCAUUCUACCCAAACGUCUGAAGUCUAGUACCAGUUUUGCACACAUUCAAGAAAAUUCAAACUGAAACCUAUAAAGUGGAGAUUCGACCUGUCACGUGGACAGAGGUGGAAGACAGCGUGGUGAGAGACAAGAGAAACCGACCCGACAAGUCAAGUGAUUGAGAAAUGCAAGGAAUUGGAUUUAUUCUUCGAUAAGAAUUUUCAACUUUUCUUUUUCUUUUCACCCCUUUUUAAAGGAAUAUCCGAUUCCUUAAAAAACAUAGUUGUCUAUUUUAAAGUGUAUUUGUUACAAUAACAAAAAAUAUAAGAAAAACCUUUAUUUUGUAGACAUACCAUCACUACUUGAGACUUCUUUUAUCUCCUUAUUAGCAUAAGUACCUCAAGUAGAAAAGUUUUUGAAGACUAACAUUUAAAAAUUAAUGUUAUAAGGGCCGGGGGAUGUAGCUCAGUGGCACAGCGGUGGCCUGGCAAGUACAAGGUCCUGAGUUGCAUUCCUAGUACCAAAAAAAAAAAAAAGACAUAUGAAAUCACUAACUGAGCCAGGGAGAUGGCUCAGCGGUACAGAACCUGCCUGGUAAGCUCAAGGUCCUGAGUUUGAUUCCCAGUACAAAAAAAAUUAAUGUCAUAGCAAAGUCUUUGAAAAAGAAAUACACUUGCUAAAAGGUAGCAGAUCCAAAAAUUAAUUUGAAUCAUUCCUCGUUGCAGUAUUACUGUUAUGGAUAUAUUUAAUAUGUCAUUUAUACAAUAAUAUAUCACUCAGUGUCUUGUUUCCUUAAUGUUUUUGAAAUCACUAAUUGUAAGCACCCUUCACAAUUUUUAGGAGUGGUAAGCCACAUUACAUUUAUCUUUGUAAAAAGAUUUAUGGUAACUGGUUUCUUACUUGAUUUUGUAAAUAGUGUUUUACAUCUUAUUUUUGCCUUUAUUUCAUAAGCAAUUUGAACUCACUGGACUGCUUUGUUAUAUUAGGGGCAAGAUGGAUUCUUUUUCUACCAGGGAUUUACAUUGUGAAUUACAUUAAGUUAUUUGGCAAUUUAUAAUUUAUUAUUACUUUAAAUCAAAUGUAAUAUUAUCAAACUGUAUUUAAAUUAUGGGUUUUUUUAAUGAGCAAUUACUCUUGGCAUACAUGGAGACUUUUGGAGAAGGGAGAAAAGAGGAAUGAGUAAGUUCAAGGGUCAGAAAAUAGAGCCGUGAGGGGCUGCUCAGUAGCGGACCGUGGAAUGGUUCACGUCGGAGCUGGGAGUCAGGCGGUGAUCCGCACACGCAGGGGUAGGUAAGGGUGAUGCUCAGUUCUUCUCAGUCCCACACAUGAGAUGAAGUCCAUGUGGCUGAAAUGAAGUCACAUCUUCACUGUCAGAAAACAAGUUCUAUUUUAGAAUACGUGUUUCAGCCUUUAAAACAAUGCUUUGUUUCAGAAUUGUUCACAAUUUUAUUUCUCAGGGUUUUAGAGUAUUUCAUUUACUUCUUUUUGAUUUCUUGGCAGAAAUAGGCUUUGUUUUAAAUGUUGAGAAUAUGAUGGCUCCUUUGUAUAGUUUGGUUAAAUAGUAAGAGAAUUUGAAUCUUUUCAUAGACUAUAAAAUGUUAGAGAAACUAGAGAAUGCUUUUGGUUUUGUUUUAUGUUUACUGUGUAUGCAGAGUGAAAGAGAAGGCCCACCCUUCAGUAUGUGACAUUUCUAAAACUGUUACAGUUUCUCUGAUCUGCUGGGAUCCAUUUAAAAUGUGCUGCGGUUCUGCUGCCGCUGUUCCUGCUGCUCGUGCUAACUGCUGUCUUGAUUUGACGCAUGUGGCUGAGGGUCAUUGAAAGCAAUCUUCAUUAAUGCAGAUAAAACCAGUUUACACAUGAAAAGUUAGAAAAAUGACGUGUUUUCAGUCUCAAAGUAGUGACUUGAGCACCUUUGAAUAUUAUGUUUGUAAAAACCGUUGCUUUUGAAUAUAAAACUAAUAAGCACUUUAAAAAGGAAGAGACAGUCUUUACAAUUUUUCUGGUGAGGUCAUUGCUUUUUAGAGGUUGCAUAAGCAGUAAUAGAAUUCAAAAAUAAGUAUUAAGUGCUGUACUAAAUUUCAUAAGUAUUUCAUUUUGUAGUCAUAGCAAAAGUUAUUUGCAUAGUUCUAAAUUCUGAGACAGAUCGUGCCUGUGUUGCACAAGAAUAUCUCCAAAUUUUUGAAACUUUAAAAGAAUUUAAGGAAAUUAGAAUGAUGUAUAAUUUUUAAAUACUUUUUGAAAACUUCAGAUGUAUCAUCACACCUCAGUUUUUCAAGUAUUGAGUUUAAAUGUUCAUCUUUUAAGAUUUUAUUCAAAUAAAAUGUACUUUUGGAUUAUUUCUCUUGUGUUGUUCAAGAAAUAAAAAUUACAUCAGCUAUGUUAAGUGUAACUCUAAAUCAGUGAAUAACACUGGAGUUUAGUUGGUAAAUGUUACUUACUUCUGUGGGACCAGUACUUUGCGAUGCUUUAUGGAUGAACUGACUGUACUUAUUACUGUAAAAUAUUCCUUAUAAAAUGAAAUGUUUUCUGGCAAGGA
Molecule: messenger RNA, 3556 nt
Organism: Chinchilla lanigera (long-tailed chinchilla)
Lineage: Eukaryota; Metazoa; Chordata; Mammalia; Rodentia; Chinchillidae
Gene: Ostm1
Product: osteopetrosis associated transmembrane protein 1
Exons: 6
Coding region: 101-1105 (334 amino acids)
Biological process (GO): osteoclast differentiation
Cellular component (GO): cytosol
Source: RefSeq, a predicted model, not a curated record